GCCAGCUGCCCGAGGCUGCUCCGGUACCGUGGCCAGCGAGGCCCUCGAAGCAGCAGCCGCUGCAAGCUCCUCGGCGCCCGAGCGUGUUGCUGUCUUCCGACACUGCGUGGAUUCGAUUUCGGCCCUGCGAGGCGCAGGCCAAGAGCUUUCCUGGUGGAGCGGGCAUGCCGUCGAAGAGGAAGAACAGAUGCUUCAGGACCUGAGCAGGGCUCUGCCUCGCGGCGGUCGCGUGGCGCCGGGCCUGCUGGAGGCCAUGGUGCCCACCCUGCCGGCGCCAACCGAGGUCGUGGCCCGGCAGCUGCCUUCGGUCCUAGGGCCGCGUGAAGGGCUAACCGCCCUGAUGCACUGGCGCGUGGCGCUUCGCAGGGUGGCCGAAGCGGCCCCGACGCCGCAAUUCGCCGUGGAGCGCCUGGAGGGGAGGUUGCUGCGGCUUCUCUCUCUGUGGCUGAACGAAGGCUUUCUUUGCUGUUCCGAAGUAUCGGAAGUGCAGCCGGAUGAGGUCCGAAUCCCUGCUGCAGCAGCUGCGACGGGAGAUUGCCCCGACGGCGUCCAACGAUGCUUCGCACUACAGAUGCCACAAAUGGCCAAGGCCGGGUUCAUAGGACCGCCUCUGCUGGCGCUACACGCUGCCAUGCAGCCUUCGCCCGAUGGUGGCCAACGUGCCCUCAUCUGGUCUUUAGGCUUCUGCGACGAGGUCGUCCCGCCAGGGGCGCUCCGCGGAUUCGGCCUGGGUCGGACUUUGAGGCGUGCUGCCACGGCGCAGCUCCUAGCAGAAGGGGCCGCUGAAGUUGCUGCGGCCGUUCCACUGAAAAGCUUCCGCGCCUGGCUGCGGAGAGUUCAGCCUUGGCGCACGCGCGGACUGCCUGGUGAGGUGCAGGCGCAACUGGACAAGGCGACCUCAGGUGCCGACCUGCCAGAGCUCUCAUUCCGGGAUGCCGCUGGGGACGACGUGUCUUUCCGCCUCUCGCGCCAGCGCCACCUGGAGGUUUCUUUCAACGGCCAAAGCGCCGAGACUGUCCGGCGGCUGAAGUUCCUGGAGGGUGCUGUCUUGGUGUUGCUGGAGACCGGCGGCAUGCAGAUUGACCUGCCCAAGGAGGCAGAGAAGCCAGUCGACUUGGCUCUGCUGAAAGAUCUCGCCUUUGCUGCAGGGCACAUCGGCCCCGAGCUCCGGGAGCCGCUUCUGAACUUCGCCUUCGAGUAUCUCUUCUUUCCCGGCGACGGGCGGGCCUCCGAUCCGCUGGUUCACUUCCACCUGCUUGGCGGUGGCGACUUUGCCUCGCUGAGCUUCGCUGCCACCGAAUCGCCGACGGCCUUGGCGGAAAGCUUCGGAAUCUUCGCCACUUUCCGCUACCACGGCUCCCAGGAUGAGGCUCGGCGAGCCGCCAACUACGCCGAGCGCGGAGUUCGCAUGCUUUUGGAAUGGGCAGCACCACAGCACAUUAAGAUCAGCCAUUCAUAUGCAGAUGCCCGAUUUCGGGGCUGGCAUGGCACCCUGGUGAGGCCGUUUGCCAAGUGUACGCUGAUGCAUGGCGGUACCGUAGGUUACUCGCCCCGGCGGCUUAGGUGGGACCGGUACAAGAGCGGUGAGCAGGUGCGGGGCUUCAGCACCUCCUUCACCCAGCAAGUGCGCGACAAAGCAGCGUCCAGAAAGGUGUCUGGUGGCUGUUUGGUUUACGUGGAUCUGUUGUGGCUUGAGGACCCCCGCGUCCUCGAAUGUGCGCGCAUACUGGCCAAGGAGAAGUUGGCGGUCCCCACUCUGGUCGACACGGGUGACUUGAAGGCCUCCGACAUUCCUGCUGGCGUGGAGGUUCUCAGCCCAUGCCGCGACGACCGCUUGGAAUCGUUCGCUGCUACAUUACAACCACGCCUCUCUCGCCAGGGAGUCCCACCGGAAGAAGCCAAGGCCUGGUUGGCCAAAGCGCCAUUGUACUACGCCGCCACGCUGCUCCACGCGGGAGCGGCAGACUGUGUGGUAGCAGGUUCCAUUGCAUCCACUGCGGAUGUUCUACGUGCUGCCAUCCAUGUCAUCGGACCGCAGGAGGGCCUGCGCACCGUAUCCACGACUAUGCUAAUGGUGUUUGCGGACAAGGUGCUGUCCUUUGCCGACUGUGCGGCUGUGCAGAACCCCUCCGCCGAACAGCUGGCCGACAUUGCUGUAGCAACAGCAGAGUGCCAUCGGAAGCUUGUCAGCGAAAAUCCGCGUGUGGCCCUCCUUUCGCACUCCACGAAAGGAUCUGCCAGCCACGAAGAUGUACAGAAGGUGAUUGAGGCGGGUCAAAUCCUUCGGCAGAGAAGGGUGUCCUUCCAGUUCGAGGACGAGCUGCAGGCAGACGCGGCACUGGUUCCGAGCAUAGGCCAGAAGAAAGCGCCGGAGUCUCCGGUGGCCGGCGACUGCAACGUGCUGGUGUUUCCGGACCUGGACGCAGGCAACAUUGCCUACAAGCUUGUGGAGCGUUUGGGAGGGGCGCAGGCCGUUGGACCCCUUGUGCAGGGCCUUCGAGCCCCGUACAUGGAUCUCUCGCGCGGCUGCUCCGUGGAGGACAUCAUCAAUGUGGCAUGCGCCGCAGCAUUGCUUGCGGAAUGA
This is a messenger RNA of Symbiodinium sp. CCMP2456, 2584 nucleotides long. The record is from the annotation of a GenBank genome assembly. Lineage: Eukaryota; Dinophyceae; Suessiales; Symbiodiniaceae.